UUUCACUUUGACGAGGCAGAGAUGAUCGUAACUUCAGCUGAACAUGGAUCUGCUUAUGAUCAUUUUAGUGACUGUGAUUCCAGUAUUAUCAGAUGGGUUGACUGUGCAUGGUCCGUCUGGUCCUGUGGUUGCUCCUCUGGGAUCUUCAGUGGUUCUUCUCUGUUCUGUUGAUGAAUCUUUACCAAUAAAGGAUCUGGAGGUGGAGUGGAAGAGAUCAGACACAGAGACUUUAGUUCAUCUGUAUCAGGACGGAGAGAGUCGAGCAGAAGCCCAGCAGCAGGAUUAUCAGGACAGAGCUCAUUUCUUCACUGAUCAGAUUCAACAUGGAAACUUCUCUCUCCGUCUGGAUGAUCUGAGAUCUGAAGAUGAGGGACAGUACACAUGUACAGUUCACGGUCAGCGGGAGUCUGGAGAAACUAUGGCUGAAAUAAAGGUUGAUGUUGAGCGUUUGAGAGUGUCAGGAUCGAGUCGCUCUGUAUCAGUGUCUGUGGGAGAAGACGUCACUCUGAACUGCUUUGUUGACUCUAACAUCACACUUCAAGACAUUGAAGAGGUUUCAUGGAGGAAAACAGAUGAAGAUAUUAUGGUUCUGCUCUACCAAGAGCAUACGGCUUUACCAGAGGCAUCAAAUGAGCAAUACAGAGACAGGGUUGAGUUCUUCAGUGAUGAAAUCUCCAAAUUAAACUUCUCUCUCAGACUGAAGAGCGUCAGAACUGAAGAUAAAGGAGUUUAUAUGUGUGAGGUGUUAGCUGGAGGACUUUCAGGGGAUACUACAGUAGAACUGGAGAGACUGGGUUUCUCAGCUUUACACAUACUGGUGUUGAUUCUCUGUGUUUCUGCGUCUGGGUCUGCUCUUCUGCUCGUCUGCCUCAUCUACUGCAGAUCAUCUACUAAAGGUUUGAUUGUGCAGAAUACUUUAAAUCGUGUUUCCCUUGCUGGAGGUUCGGUGGUUUUGCCCUGUCAUGUUCCUCUAAGCUUACUAACUGAGGAUCUCAAGGUGGAGUGGAGAAGAAAUAAAUUAAAGGAUCUGGUUCAUCUGUAUCAGAAUGGAGAUAGUCAAACAGAGAAACAGCACCAGGAUUAUAAAGAAAGAGCUCAGUUCUUUACUGAACACCUUAAACAUGGAAACUUCUCCCUCCGUCUGGACAAACUGAGAUCAGGAGAUGAAGGAGAGUAUACAUGUACAGUUUACAGCCAACAAAAACCUGUGUUUUCAGCCAAGACAAAGCUGGUCCUGAAUCUCUUUACGAACGGUAAAGUCAUUUCUCAGGGAGGUUCGGUGGAUUUGGUCUGUCAGGUGGACCGACGCUUCUUAAAGAACAGUCUGAAGGUGGAGUGGAGAAGAGACGAGACUCUGGUUCAUCUGUAUGAAGACGGCAAGAGUCGACCAGAAAAACAGCACAAGGAUUAUCACAAAAGAGCUCAUUUCUUAAACAAGAACAUUACAGAUGGAAACUUCUCCCUGCGGCUGAAAAACCUGAGAACUGAAGAUGAAGGGGUUUACACAUGUAACGUUUACAGCGACCAGGAGUGUGUGUGUUCAGUCAGAAAAGAGCUGAAACUGAGAUUCACUGUAAAGCAUACUCAUCACACACCUCUUCAUCUGGGAUCUUCAGUGGUGUUGCCCUGUUAUAAUGAUAGACCCUAUAGUAUGGAGGGCCUGAAGGUGGAGUGGAAAAGAAAAGAGGAUCUGGUUCAUCUGUAUAAAGAUGGUGCGAGUCAAGCAGAGGAACAACAUGAAGAUUAUCAGGACAGAGCUCAUUUCUUCACUGAGCACCUUAAAGAUGGAAACUUCUCUCUCCGUCUGGAUGAUCUGAGAGCUGAAGAUGAGGGACAGUACACAUGUACAGUUCACUUUCGUCGCUCAAUUCAAAAUAACAGGCAGUUUUCAACCAAAACAGAUUUGGUUCUGAAACUACUUGAACCGGUCCUCCGUCUUCAGAUGUUUCUGGUCUUCUCUCCAAAUGUCCUGAUGUUUCUGGCGUUUGUUUUCUGGGCUGUUUCUGAAGGAUCUCUGUUUGAGUCCGUCUCUUGUUGUUCUCUUUAUUUUCUGAGACCUCUCACGCUGCUCUGGACGGCUCCGUAUGACUUCCCAGGCAAAAUUAAAACAUGGGUUCAGAGUUACAGUUUUAGAACAGAAUAUAUCGUUUUCUCAGCUGUUUUUUAUUCAGUUCUCUUUAAAUCUGCUUUGGACAAAAGUCUGAACUACUCUGGAUCUGAAGGAGUCGUGAUCAUAGUCCUCUUUGUGCUUGUUCUUCUGUUGAACCUCUUCUAUAUUAUUUUCUUGUUUUUGAGAUUGUUUGGUAAAGUAAGUCUACGGAUCAGGACUAUAUUCAAUGUUCUGGCUGUAAUCAGCUUCGAUGUCCUUCCUUCUCUACAAUUCAUCCUCCUGUUCUUCAGCUUUGGAUCCAGAGGAGGUUUCUUGAUCGUGGCAGUUUUACCAGUGUUUCUCACGGCCAGCAGAUACAACUGGGACGUUGUCUGUGGUCAAAAGAUGGGCUGUUCACCUGCGGUCAGGAGAUCCGUGUAUUUAACUCUCAUGAUCCUGAUCAAUGCUCUACUCAUCUACUUCUACAUCACAGCUCUGGAGAACCAGAACGAUGUUGUUGGAUGGAGCUGCAUGCUUGUGUUUCUUCAGUUUCUCUGGACCCUGGUCAACUUCACACGCUCAUUUUCUUUCGAUCUUCCCCGUGUGACUGUGGUGUAUGUGUUCGGAUCAGUCGGUGUAGUUUUACUCAACUCUGUUGCUCUGAUGACUGAAGUGAUCCUGAAAACAGUUAAUGGUGAAGGAUUGACGGAGACAUGAGGAUCUCAGUCUUCUCCACCGAGUUCAUCUUCACUUUAAUUCUCCUGGUUUUAGUGGUGUUUGAACCCUGGAUCAAACCCUGUCUGGAUUCGUGUCAGAAAUCAGUGAAGUCUUGUCGAAGCAGAGGCGCUGGAUCACAGAGUCAGGAAUCUGAGCAGAACCCAGCAGCGGUUGCGAUGAAGCUCCAGCCGCUGGAUCAGACCAGAAGCAGAUCACGGCAGAAUCACACGAGAUGAAUCCUCUACUGAACAAACAAACCCAGGAGAACCACAGGAGCGACGCGGCGGAGGAGACCGAGCCGAACUCAGUGAUUACACAAACAUAACCUGCAGACGGAGACAAGCUCUUCACUGUGAUGAACACCUCAGUCUCCUUAUUCAUAUGCUGGCUUGGAUUUGUAAAUAGCUGUAGACAUAUACAGGAUGUUUAAAUGCCGUAAAUUCAUGUAAUAGCUUUUAUAACUAACUCUAACUGUAAACCGGCUUCAGCCGUCCAGAUAACAUGGAGUCCUUCAAGAUCAGAGCGCUAUGAUGUUAACAUCUGUGGACUGAUGUUUGAGUCUCGAGCUCACAGUGAAGG
This is a messenger RNA of Puntigrus tetrazona (Sumatra barb), 3385 nucleotides long. RefSeq names its product polymeric immunoglobulin receptor-like. Lineage: Eukaryota; Metazoa; Chordata; Actinopteri; Cypriniformes; Cyprinidae. Gene Ontology annotation, cellular component: external side of plasma membrane. The transcript is spliced from 20 exons. Gene Ontology annotation, biological process: positive regulation of T cell proliferation; cell surface receptor signaling pathway; immune response. The record is from RefSeq and is a predicted model, not a curated record. The coding region runs from base 44 to 2806 and encodes 920 amino acids.